This is a messenger RNA of Etheostoma spectabile (orangethroat darter), 2759 nucleotides long. It is a transcript of the gene slc20a1a, whose product is annotated as solute carrier family 20 member 1a. Gene Ontology annotation, cellular component: membrane. Bases 497 to 2398 code for a protein of 633 amino acids. The record is from RefSeq and is a predicted model, not a curated record. Gene Ontology annotation, molecular function: phosphate transmembrane transporter activity. Gene Ontology annotation, biological process: phosphate ion transmembrane transport. The transcript has 11 exons. Lineage: Eukaryota; Metazoa; Chordata; Actinopteri; Perciformes; Percidae.
GGACUGGAAGGCGUGCUCAACCAGCUCAAUAUAUAAAGCCACCUCCAACUGGAGUCUGCAAAAACGUUACGAGCCCCCCACCUCUCCUCUAAUAACAUCCAUCCACUCUGCGCAAGGCCUAGCCAAGGCUGCGUCUCACCUGAUAACAGGACACACGGAGUGCGCUGGAGCUAAACACACAGCGGAAAACUUUCACUUCGCUCUCACAGUGUGUGUCAUCAGGGGCUCGCAGUCACAAUGGAUGUCUCCUCCGUCUCUUUACCCUGUCAUUUUAUGAUGAAACCUACAGACAAACCCUACAUACCUAGCUAGCAAUACCUUUUUGAUUUCUUCCAAUUAGCACUUUUAGAACAGAAUUUUGAGGUUUCUUGAAUCCAUUUUGUGGUAGGAAUUUAUUUCUUAAACACAUAUCCCCGCAUAAGUCACUGUCAAACUACACUAAAUUGGCCCGGUUAAAAGACGUAAUUGUUUUAAUUAAAUUCAUUUGCAAGUAGUUAUGGAUACAAGUACGCUAGCAACCCUGGCUGCUGCCACUACCAUGGCUCUGGCCUCCCAGUCCCCCAUGUCAGGCUACUUGUGGCUGUUGGUGUUAGGCUUCGUCAUUGCCUUCAUCCUGGCUUUCUCUGUUGGGGCCAACGAUGUGGCCAACUCCUUCGGUACGGCAGUGGGCUCUGGAGUGGUCACCUUGCGCCAGGCCUGCAUCCUGGCCACUAUCUUUGAGACGGUGGGCUCUGUGCUGCUCGGGGCCAAAGUCAGCGAGACCAUCCGGAAGGGGAUCAUUGACGUCCAGAUGUACAACGGCUCUGAACACGUCCUGAUGGCAGGUUCCAUUAGUGCGAUGUGUGGCUCUGCUGUGUGGCAGCUGGUUGCAUCAUUUCUGAAGCUGCCCAUUUCUGGAACCCACUGUAUUGUCGGCGCCACAAUUGGCUUCUCCAUGAUAGCCCGGGGUCACCAAGGGGUCAAAUGGAUGGAGCUACUGCGCAUUGUGGCAUCCUGGUUCUUGUCGCCUGUGCUGUCCGGCGUCAUGUCAGGAAUUCUCUUCUAUUUUGUUCGCAAAUUCAUUCUGAACAAGGCUGACCCCGUGCCCAAUGGCCUCAGAGCUCUUCCCAUCUUCUAUGCCAUCACUAUGGGCGUCAACCUCUUCUCCAUCAUGUUUACAGGAGCACCAUUGUUGGGUUUUGACAGAGUGCCAUGGUGGGGUACACUGUGCAUUGCGCUGGGCUGUGCCUUCAUCACAGCUUUGGUCGUUUGGUUCGUUGUCUGUCCAUACCUCAAGAAGAAAAUCAAACGAGAAACAGCUCCUGCUCCCUGUGAAGCUCCACUAAUGGAGAAGAUCUCCAGCAAACCUGCUCCAGCAGAGCAGCCCUCCAGCCCUCGUAACCCUCAACCCCAGACUCCUCUCGCUGACCGUCAGAAGGUGGCUUUCAAACUCGGAGGGUCAGAUGAGGCUGAUUUGGACAACAAUUACAUGGAAACCAAAGACUUGGAUGUCAGCAAUGGCCUGAAUGGCACGGUUGGAGCCAUGAUGAUCACCGAUCCCCACAGUGGACGGUCCCACACCAUCCACAAAGAUUCUGGCCUUUACAAAGACCUGCUGCACAAGCUUCACAAGGCUAAGGUCGGCGACUGCAUCGGGGACAGUGAUACAGAGGAGCGGCCCAUGAGGAGGAACAACAGCUACACCUCCUACACCAUGGCUAUUUAUGGCAUUCAAGGAGACCCUAAAUACAAGGACCUGGAUGGUGGGCUGCAGGGAAGGCAGAGGGUGGACAGUUACAGCAGCUACAGCUCCGCAGUGACCAACGGAAGUGCAGUCCAGGAAGAGAGCGUGAUUCAGGAAGCUGGCAUGGACCCCGCUUCAGAAGAGGAUGAGCUGGAAGUUGACCAACCAGCUGUCUCCCUGCUUUUCCAGUUCCUGCAGAUACUCACAGCAUGCUUUGGCUCCUUUGCUCACGGAGGGAACGAUGUCAGCAAUGCAAUUGGUCCGCUGGUGGCUCUCUGGCUUCUGUAUGAGAGCGGCUCUGUGGCAUCCAAUGCACCGACGCCCAUUUGGUUGCUUCUUUACGGCGGAGUGGGAAUCUGCGCUGGACUCUGGGUAUGGGGACGAAGAGUGAUGGAGACCAUGGGCAAAGACCUCACCCCAAUUACACCCUCCAGUGGAUUCAGCAUUGAGCUGGCUUCAGCAUUCACAGUUGUUGUGGCAUCAAAUGUCGGGCUUCCUGUCAGCACAACCCACUGCAAGGUGGGAUCCGUGGUGGCCGUGGGAUGGCUGCGCUCCAAGAAAUCCGUUGACUGGCGUCUGUUCAGGAACAUCUUCAUCGCCUGGUUUGUCACAGUUCCUAUCUCUGGGUUGAUCAGUGCCGCCAUCAUGGCUCUAUUCAUAUAUGUCAUUCUGUGAGCCUCCCAGUGCACAAACACGCUGUUAAUUCAACUGACAGACAUGAUUUCUUUUCAAAUUAUGUUUAUAAUACUCACUGUCAUUUCAAGCCAAUGAUGUUAUCUCAAAGGAAUGUGUCCAUGAAUGAUGUAGGAUCUAAUAACACUGUUCAGAUAUCCUGUGAUCUUGUAUAUCCCUAUGUAUAUUUGUAUAAAAGCAAUAUGUAUUAAAAAUCAAACAAUUCCAAUUUGUCUGACAAAGAACAAAUAACAGUUAUAUUCUGUGUCUAUGUUUGCAUAUUUGGAUGUAAUAAAACAAUGAGUUGUUUGAUUUGAAUGGAUUUCAAUGUAUUUUACAUACUAUUAAACAUGUUUCCACUGAA